Molecule: messenger RNA, 1854 nt
Organism: Austrofundulus limnaeus
Lineage: Eukaryota; Metazoa; Chordata; Actinopteri; Cyprinodontiformes; Rivulidae
Gene: nup42
Product: nucleoporin 42
Exons: 7
Coding region: 80-1375 (431 amino acids)
Molecular function (GO): metal ion binding
Source: RefSeq, a predicted model, not a curated record
GUCAUUUUCAUGCGCCGCAUUCACAGCUCAUGUAAACAUCUCCCCCAGGUGUGAGCUUUCUUCGGCUUUCCUGUCCAGAAUGGUGGUGUGUAACUUUUUCCUCCAGGGUCGGUGUCGUUAUGGGGAGAAAUGCUGGAAUGAGCACCCGAGGGGAGGAAACAGAGGAAGCGGAGGAGGUUAUAAUGAGAGUUAUAACCGCUCCUCUGGUCAACAGCAGUUCAGAGGAGAAAGUGGAGGCUUCAGAAACAGAGUUUGGGUGAACCCUUCCCAGCAAAGAGGCAACUACAUCCAGCCUUCGGCCUUCUCGUCGCAGGAGCGGAGCGACUGGGGUUCGGGAGGAGGAGGAGGAGGAGGCCGUGGUGGAGGCGGGAGACGAGAGAACGUGAAGAGCUCCGAAUUCGCAUUCUCAACUCAGAACCGAUUCUCGGGACUCGGCUCAUCGAAUUCGUUUGAGAGGGGAGGACGCGGAGGAGGGACACCUGGGGAUGAAGAUGAUGAUAAAAAACUGGAGAUAAUUCAGAUGGACAUGGAUGUCUGGGAGAGUUCAGGACAGUGGGGAUUCUCCUGUUACUCUUGCUCCAAAGCAUCCAUAUCAGGAUUUAGUGAUUUAUCUCCAGAGGAGCUCAGGCUGGAGUACUACUCCACACGAGCAUCAGGAGAUCUGCAGAGCUACUUACGCGGCGUCAAUCAGUUGCUCAGUAACUGGAAAAGUCGAGUUCAGGAGCUGAAGAUCAUGAGUCCGGCCACACGAGUAGCCUUGCUCGCAGAGUUAAACGGAACAGCGCCUCCGUCAGCUACAGGUGGCUUCGGUUCUACGACAGCAAAGACGUUUGGUUUCCCCUCAUCAAGCUUCGGAAGCGAAGGCUUCGGUGCUCCUGCUCCCGCUCCAGCCCAGGCCAGCAGCUUCAGCUUUGCUGCUCCAUCAUCCUCCUCAUCUCCUUCAGCUGGUUUUGGUAGCGCUUUAGCAGCUCCGACACAACCUCCGUCCAGCUUUGGAUCGUCCUCAGCGCUCUCGGCUUCCACCUUUUCCUUCGCCGCUCCAAACGCCGACAAGCCUGCCGCCUCUUCGGGAUUCGGCUCGGCCUCGGCGUUCAGCUUCUCAUCCACGGCAAACACCGGCGGAGGGUUCGGGACUGGUUUCGGCACCGGAGCUCCCGGAACAGCAGGCGGCAGCAGUGUUUUGGGGCAAACUGGAUUCGGGACAGCGAGUUCUACACCUUCAGCUGUAGCCGGGUCUGUGGGGGGGCCGUCGGACAGUCUGUUUUCAACCGAGAGCAAACUUACCGAAGAAGAACUGAAUCAGUUUAAGGCUAAAAGAUUCACUUUAGGCCAAAUUCCAUUAAAGCCUCCGCCAGCUAAUAUGCUGGUGUUAUGAUACAGUGGGAAAGAUUUGUGAGCUUUAUUUUUCUGCAGUGUGUUUCAUCUUGCCAGUGACAUUUUCAACUAAAACUAUGAUCAAUUUCAAAACAGUACUGGAAGUGCAAAAAAAUCUGCUUUGUUGUAGUUUAAAAUGUUAUAGAAGCAACAGAUAUAUAUUAUGUUCAAUUGUUUAAAUCACAGAACACAUUUUAAAAGCUAUAUUUUGUUACAUAAAUACUGUUUUUGUUAUGAUUUAGCUUAUCCAAACAAGUAAUUAAAAGCAGCCAGCCUGCAUCAUUUGUUUAAAAAUAGAGCUGCAGUUGUAGUCUUUAGCCAGCAGAGGGUGCUGUAAUACCCUAUGUCUAGACAAUUGCUCAACCUUUAAAGCUCAUGUAAAUAAUAAUAAAAUGCGACUGAGGUUUUGUCAUCCCAGUAUUCUUCACAUAUUCAUGCUUGUAAGAAAUUAUCCAAUAAACGCAGCAAACCUGCUUUGAA